Messenger RNA from Rubroshorea leprosula, 1757 nucleotides. Lineage: Eukaryota; Viridiplantae; Streptophyta; Magnoliopsida; Malvales; Dipterocarpaceae. The record is from the annotation of a GenBank genome assembly.
AUGAAAACUUGAAAACCCAAUCCAUUUCCCCGAAUUCUGGUUCUCCCUCAUUUCCUCAUUCCCCAAACACCUUCUCAACCCAGACCCACUCACUCAUUGAUUUCCAACAUGGCGCGAAAAUCUUCUCUCUUCAAACAAACCCUAAUUGCAACUUUCUUCUUCAUCCUCGUCAUCUGGCCUUAUUCACUACCUUCUUCCACACCUCAUUCACCGCUUCCGACCCAUAUUCUUCUGAUGAGGAGCUCGAGUUUUCUUGCGGGAAAAUCUCAACUUUCCCGAGAAACGAAUUGACCCAUCUGGGUUUAGGGGAAAAGUUAAGGUCUUUAUGUAUGAUCUUCCCCAUAAGUUCACUUACGGUAUCAUUCAGCAGCACAGGCUGGCGCGAGGAGGGUCGGCCGUCGCCGAUGUGACCACGCUAAACUACCCCGGCCACCAGCACAUGCACGAGUGGUUCCUUUUCUCUGACCUGGCUCGGUCCGAAUCGGAACGCGUUGGAUCCCCAAUCACCAAGGUGAACGACCCGGAGGAGGCGGACCUUUUCUACGUACCAGUAUUCUCCUCCUUGAGCUUGAUUGUGAAUGCGGGCCGACCUCCUGGGAGCGGAUUGGGGUACAACGAUGAGGAGAUGCAAGAGGCGCUGGUGGAAUGGUUGGAGGGGCAGGAGUAUUGCCGGAGGAACAAUGGAUGGGAUCACGUAAUCAUCGCCGGCGACCCUAACGCACUGUAUCGGGUCGUGAACCGGGUAAAGAAUGCGGUUUUGCUGGUCUCAGAUUUUGGGCGGCUGUGGCCGGUCCAGGGGUCACUGGUGAAGGACGUGAUAAUACUAUAUUCACACAGGAUCAGUGCGUAUACUGGGGGUUUUGGUGUGCAGGAGAGGAAAACGCUACUCUUCUUCAUGGGGAACCGGUACCGGAAGGAGGGAGGCAAAAUUCGUGAUCUGCUAUUCCAAAUUCUUGAAAAUGAAAAGGAUGUUCUAAUAAAACAUGGCACACAGUCAAGAGAGAACAGAAGGGCGGCUUCAAGGGGGAUGCACACAUCAAAGUUCUGCUUGAAUCCUGCUGGUGAUACUCCAUCAGCUUGCAGACUCUUUGACGCUAUAGUUAGUUUGUGUGUCCCAGUGAUAGUUAGUGAUAGUAUUGAGUUGCCUUUUGAAGGUAUAAUAGACUAUAGAAAAUUCUCAGUAUUUGUCGAAACUGUAGCUGCACUUAAGCCUGGAUAUCUUGUUUUGUUGCUGAGAAAGAUACCAGCAAAGAAGAUUAUAGCAUUUCAAAAAGCAAUGGACGAGGUUAGGCGAUAUUAUGACUACACUGAUCCAAAUGGAGCAGUGAAUGAAGUCUGGCGGCAAGUCUCACAAAAGCUACCACUUAUUAAGUUGAUGAUAAAUCGUGAUAGACGGCUUGUCAAGACGGGCUCAAGUGAACCCACUUGCUCUUGCCUAUGUUCAAACCGGACAAGGAUCAUCGGUUCCUUGUGAUGCCAACUCUUUCCAUGAUCUGUUAAAUUUAUACCUGACUGGUUAGGGCAGAAGAGAUUCCACUUAUUCCAGCAGGAUUCAGGCGAUAAUAUAUAUCCAGAAACUCCCAUUUUCUUGAAUAUACAAAUGGCCCUGUUAGGUUUUUGGCCUCACCUGGAUUUGGUGGAAUUUUGGCCAUUACAGAAGUUUUCUCACACGUGCUGUAAGCUGGGUGGUACUUUGAUUGAACAGCUACAAUUGUAAUUGAUUUGUACAUGAUACAAAAUAAAUUAUUUGCACUAUU